Anoplophora glabripennis (Asian longhorned beetle) is the source of this 2098-nucleotide messenger RNA. Its product is annotated as lipid storage droplets surface-binding protein 1. Gene Ontology annotation, cellular component: lipid droplet; cytosol. Bases 115 to 1467 code for a protein of 450 amino acids. The transcript has 9 exons. The record is from RefSeq and is a predicted model, not a curated record. NCBI's taxonomy places the organism in Eukaryota, Metazoa, Arthropoda, Insecta, Coleoptera, Cerambycidae. Gene Ontology annotation, biological process: positive regulation of triglyceride storage; lipid storage.
AGCUUUUGCUGACCCCUGAUACAUGAGCUGUGUUUUCUUAACACAAUUAUUGACAGUUUAAAUUUAAUGCUUGUAGCCGCAGUAAAUUCACAAUAUUAAUAUACAGAAAGCAAGAUGGCUCAUCGUCAGCGUAGUCGUCGUCGCCGUACUUGGAAAAAUUUGAACAGAUCCGUCUACAUUCCUUCCACUUCACCCUCACCACCUACUGUGAUAAUUAAGAGAUAUGUCACUUGCUCCGUCCAGACUGACAACGAACGCACAGUGUCACAAUCGAAGAAGAAACCGUUUGUUUUCCAUGAACUGGAGUCAGUUAAUAGAAUAACUAAUCUACCAAUAGUAGAGUCGGGAUGGAAUUAUGCGGGAAACAUUUACAGCAAAAUCAAGGGAUCCAACAGCCUCUUCUACUGGACCUUGGACCAAGCAGAGAGUUCAUUCCAAGUAGCUGUGGAAGUUGCCACGCCAGCCAUUGUUUUGUUUAAAGGACCUAUCUCUUCGAUAGACAAACUCGUCUGUAAGAGUUUGGAUAUAGUGGAGCAUAAUGUACCGUCCAUCAACUUACCGCCAGAAAUGAUAUAUUGGAAUACCAAGAAGUACGUGACCGACGUUAGCACCAAGAUCGCCCGUCCUGUCCUGAAGAGGGCAGAUUCCGUGAAGCAGAUUGGAAACACAGUUUUGGCCAGCAAGUAUACGGUGUUUGCAGCUAAAUCUUUAGAUGAGGCAUUGGAUGUUGCCGAUAAAUAUGUAGAUAAAUAUUUGCCAGGUUAUGACGAUCAAACUGUCGAUGAAGUCGACACUCCGAUUGAUGGUCCUACAGGAAAAGCCAUCCAUACGAUUCACCACGCAGAUCGUUUUUCCCGGAAGCUAACCAGGAGGCUAACCCAGAGAACCAUUGCUGAAGUCAAAGCUCUCAAACAUCACAGCGCAGAGGCGGUACACGUGCUGACAUACGUUGCAGAACUGAUUGCAACUGAUCCCGUUUUGGCUUACCAAAAAGGAAAAGAGUUGUGGGCAAGCCUCAGCAAGAACGAACCCGAAAACCAAGCCCGUCCUGAGAACUUGGAACAAUUGAUAGUUCUCCUUAUGAGGGAAUCAGCCAGGAGAGUGGUGCACUUAAUCAAUUAUUCCAGCACGGUGGUGAGCAAGGUGCCCAGGAAUGUUUCGUAUUCCGUUACAAAUAUGGUAAGGAAGAUCCUGAACGUGGCCGAUUCAAUGGUAAAGAAGGUGCAUUUGGAAGGAGUUCAGAGGAGUCUCGGCACCACCCUCAAAAAACAAGCUCGUCAGUAUAUGAUCCUGCUUAAGGAUUUAAACGUCUACCUGGGAGAGUACCUGGAACAAUUGGCUGACAAUUUAGCAACCCAGGAAACGCCAAAGUCCGCAUUAUCAGUGCCACAAAUCAACAUCCAGCAGUCACGGGCAACGCUGAGGAACGCGAAGAAAAACUCGAAUGGCGUCGAGAACAGCUCUUAAUUAUUAUUUAUAGAUACUACCUAGGUGCACCAAUUAUAUUUUUUAAUGCUAUACCUACUUCUUGUAACACCGUACACAUAUUUAACGACUGAUAUUUAAUUCCUUCAAUUAUGGGUAAAAUCUUAGAUCCAGGAAUAAAACUAAUAUAAAGUUAUUUCGUAAAUCAUUCUCAUAUUGCUUUGGCUUUUAGUGGCUGCAACAAAUCUGCGACAUUUAUUGCGACACUUGAUGUCUAGUACUUAUUAUACAUGUUGUAAAGUUUAAUAAAAAUUGUUAAUAUAAAUACAAUAAGAAACAGAUAUAAAAAAUGAUAAACAACACAUUCCUUUUUGGUAAAUUUAUUACUAGUGUAUGUCACUUUAAAUGUUCAUCAGUUGGGUAUAAAUUUAUUUCUGUUAAUAAAUAAUAAUAGUAAUUGAUAAAAAUAGAUAUCCUUCCCAAACGUUAAUCUAGGAUUUCUAUUGUUAUUGCUUGAUCAGAUGAGAGAUAAACAAAACUGUUGGAAAUUUGAAUGACUGUGGUUUAUCUAAUUGUAAGAUCCACAAACAUGUCGCAACUUUAUAUUAGUUAAUAUUUUUUAAUUGAAAUAUAUUUUGUUUCUUACGAAUUUUAAUAAAACGCUAUGUUUGGA